CCAGAGAUGGAGAGCUGGGUGCGGGAGUGUGGAGCAGAGACCAGCUCUGAGGCGCUGGACAUGGCUGAGGGCUUCCUCCUGAGCCAAGUGGAGGAGCCGAAGGAGCAAGUCGAGCUUCAGGUCCAAAGGCCUCUCUCGGGGGCCAUUCCUCAACAUCUGGAUGAAAGGAGCAAGCCCUUAAAUCUUUCCCAGGAUCGGCUUAUUUGGAAGAACUCCCAGGAAAGUCGAAGUUUGGGCAUCUCGCCAGUUGACCUUAACCGGAUGAAAAGGCCACAGAAUUUUUCAGUAAGGAUCAGUAAGAAACCAAGAUGGGAAUCAGUUGUAGCAGAAAUGGCUUUGGAUGAUAUAAAACAGUCACAAGCACCACCACGCCAACCACUCCAACUUGGAGAAAGCAGCCCGUCGGAUAUCGAAAUAAAUAACGAUACCUCCAAAAUUGAAACCAGUCUACCUGAAUGCUGGACACUGCAACAAUAUAACAGUUUCAGAGGAAAAUAUGACGGACUGGUAAUUUCUAACAAAAAGUUAGGUUGCAAGUAUUGUGCAAAACAUGACUUCCUAAAAAUGAAAAGUAUUCAUGUGUCAAAAGAAUGGAAAUACUUUCAGAUUGAGGCAUCAGGGAGAAAUAGAGAGGUAAAACAAGCUUCUCUAAGGAAAAAAAUGAAAGAACAUUUUUCAUCAAAAGCUCAUAAUAUUUGUAAAGCGAACAUAAAACAACGUGAGGAGGCUUCAGUAGCAAAAUAUUUACAGCCUGGCACAAUGUAAACCAUUUUCAGACAUAGAAGAUGGAUUAGCUAUGGGAAUAGGAUUACAUUCAUGUAAAACUGCAGUGAAAAUAGUUGAUUUCAUUGCAAAUGAAAUUAAAAAACAAAUUAUUUACUAAAAUUAUUGAAAAUAAAAUAUGUUUGAUUAUUGACGAAGCCUCAACAAUAUCUUGCAAACCAGUUCUUAUACUUCUCUUAAAAGUUGAGGAUUCAGUUGCAUCACCAACUAUUUUCCUUGAGUUUGUUGAACUGGAAAAACAAGACGCAGAGACAAUAUGUUCUUCAAUUAUGGAAAGUUUAAAUAAAGUUAGGCUUAUUGAGAACUAUCUGAAGCAAAAUUUAAUAGGAUUUGAUGGUGCCAGUUACGAAUCCAUCUGGUGGUGAUGCUGUCUAACCCACAUUUUAGCUUAUGGUCUACUUUAUCAAAUGCCUU
This is a messenger RNA of Thamnophis sirtalis, 1197 nucleotides long. Lineage: Eukaryota; Metazoa; Chordata; Lepidosauria; Squamata; Natricidae. The record is from RefSeq and is a predicted model, not a curated record.